UGCGCAUGUACAGGCCGUCAACUCAAAGGCACUCCUUCGAUAUAAAGUUGUUUUUGACGAAAAUUAAAACGUGUCAGUUUGUCACUUUCACGAGUUCUGAGUAAUAACAUAUUCAACUACUUACGGCAUUGGCUCGAGUAUAGGUUGUGCCUUUAGAUUUAGAGAAAAUGAAGAACUAAGGAAGCAUAUUUCACUUCAAACCCCGGCCUGGUCUGCUUGGUCUGUUUCACAAGCGUUCCCUUUAGUCUCGCGAUGUAGCGCCUCUGGUUUAGAAACUCUGUGGUGUGGCGGUAGCCUGUCCUGGACCAGGCACAACAGUUGUGCAAGUCAUUGCGAGAUGGAUCAGCAAUAUUUAUUAAAAGUAAUUUGCUAUCACCAGGGAGCACUAGAUUAUGCGGAUCUGGCAGAUAUUGGGUGCGGGGAAGAUGUUAUCUGUGCCCUUGAUGAAAACGAGGAAUUUUCUGUCGCGUUGUGCAAUGGAAACAAACGCAUUAUUGCGAAAACUAAGGUUAGACGCUGCAAGGCUCAGCAAUGUGAUGGCUGCAAUGAUUUACACCUGUGUAAAUUUUAUUUAUUUGGGGACUGUAAGAAUAGUAGGGGAAGACGGACAUGCCGCUUCGGUCAUGACCUGAACUCUGAACACAACUCCAGAGUUUUAAGAGAGUAUAAACUUGAGACGCUGAGUAGACAAGAAAUCCGGCAGUUGUUGUUACAAAAUGACAACUCUCUCCUUCCACCGGUGUGCAGCUCUUAUAACAAAGGCGCCGGGCCUUAUGGCAACUGCCCGGAUCAGGAGGGGUGUACAAGACUUCAUGUGUGUGACAGGUACAUCAGAGGAACCUGUUCCUCGGGAGCCGACUGCAACAGGUGUCAUGACUUCUUCGAACCCCACCCACAAAGGACUCUGCAGCAGAGGGGAGUGCCUAACGAUCUAAUGGUGUCCAUGUUGUCCACCUACCGGAACAUCCAGGCCAUGAAGAGUGAAGGUGCCGGCAGUGCUGCUUCCGUCAACAGGCCCCAGAGCUGUCCUCAGAGAAAUACAGUGAGGAAUGAGAUCUGCCUGUUCUUUGUCAAGGGGGACUGCAAACAAGGAGAGAAAUGCUGGAGAGUCCACUUCAAAAUGCCCUACAAGUGGGAAGUGAAAGAUGGACAGACUUGGUCAGCUCUGCCAGAAAAUGAAGUGAUUGAGAGAGACUUCUGUGACCCUUCUAAGAUACACAGUGAGGGAUCAGACUGUGUGGAUUUCGACUCCAUGAGCCUUGGAUUCAGUGAAGUUCGCCGUCUCUCCACAGUUUCCUCUGUGACCGAGCCCACAUUCGUACUCACCACAGAGUGGGCGUGGUUCUGGGAGGACGAGUACGGCAAAUGGGUCCAGUACGCAUCCAUCAAAGAGAUGCACAGAUUGUCAUCCAUCACCAGUGAAGACCUUGAGAAAAGGUUCCAGGAGGAUCAAAGUGCUGUGGUGAAGUUCACUGCAGGCCAGCAGUCUUAUGAGCUGAGUUUCAGAGACAUGACGCAAUAUAACGAAAGAUUUGGUACUAUAAGGAUGGUCAGACGACGUCCUGUCUUUGUUUCAACUGUGGACGCACAAGCUGCAAGAAGCAGGCGAAAUGGACCACGCAACCCCUCUCAGAAUUUCAGAGCUGUUCCUGGAUUUUGGGACAAGUCUGCGAUACCUGACAUUGGAUACAGGACAGUCACUCUUCUGAGUUCUGACAGGGACUAUCAGAAGGUCCAGAGACUUUUCAACAACACCACGAGGGGCUUCCAAAUCACCAGCAUCGAGAGGGUCCAAAACAGGGACCUCUGGGAAGUCUUCCAGUGGAAAAGAGAUUUAAUGAAGAAAAACAAUGGAGGUAAAAACAGCAAGGAGCUACAUCUCUUCCACGGAACGGACCCAAAACACGUAGACGCCAUUUGCAGAGAUAACUUCGACUGGAGGCUGUGUGGAACCAAUGGAACUGUGUAUGGCGAAGGGAGUUACUUUGCUAGGGAUGCCAAGUACUCACACAGCUACACCAGCGACUCAGGAUUGAGAUCCAUGUUUGCUUGUCGGGUGCUUGUUGGCGACUACACACGGGGGAACUCGGACCUCCGUCGCCCCCCUCCAAAAGGCGAGGGAAGCCCGACUCUCUAUGACAGCUGUGUGGACAAUGUCCUGAACCCAUCCAUAUAUGUGGUUUUUGAAAAGCACCAGGUGUACCCCGAGUUCCUCAUCAAAUACGAUGAUGGCGUCAUGCACUUGUCCUCUUUGGCUCCAGCUCCACCCAAGACUGUCUCUAUCCAAUCCACUUCCUUAACCCCAACAUCCAACCGGAUUCAAGCCACAGCUGCUGCUACCCCAUCGAAGAGUGUUCCAUCCACUUUGAGUCCAUCUAAAACUGCAGCCACUACUUCCUCUAAUCCAACCGAUUCUCGUCCCACUUCGUGUUUAGUCCAUGAGUCUUGCCCAAAACCUGGCCAAGCCCCAUUGAUAUUCAGUCAAUCUCCCAUGAAGCCAGCCCCAAGUUCUCAAUUGGUGGAUACCACCCUAGGCUCAGAUUUCAAUCCCUCAUUUGCAAACCUCUCUCGCACACUCACUACCCCAGCCAGCACCCCCUCUCGUACGCCCACUACCCCAGCCAGCACCCCCUCUCGUAAGCUCACUACCCCAGCCAGUACCCCCUCUCGUACGCUCACUACCCCAGCCAGUACCCCCUCUCCUACACUCACUACCCCAGCCAGCACCCCCCCUCGUACGCCCACUACCCCAGCCAGCACCCCCUCCCGUAUGCUCACUACCCCAGCCAGUACCCCCUCUCCUACACUCACUACCUCAGCCAGUACCCCCUCUCCUACACUCAUUACCCCAGCCAGUACCCCCUCUCACACACUCACUACCCCAGCCAGUACCCCCUCUCACACACUCACUACCCCAGCCAGCACCCCCUCUCCUACACUCACUCCCUCAGCCAGCACUCCCCCUGGCAUACUUUCCCCUUUAACUGGCACCCUAUUUCGGGCUCACACCCGCUCAACGACUACUACUCACACUCUCUCUGCCAGCAGUACCUCUCCCCCACUAUCCCCUUCAUACUCAUUGAGCACACCUUACCACACACUUUCUCACUCAUCAUACACCCCCACUUACACACAAACUCCCUCACGCACUUCCCCCUCCUCGUCAAGCAAUUCUCCAAGCACACUCUCCCCCUCAGCAAGCAACCCAUCUCGGGUGUUCUCUCCCUCGGCAGGUGCCUUCUAUCGUCCACUAUCUACCACAACAAGCACCACUAGAUCUCCUCCUGAGUCACUGUACAGUGUUCCAACAGCUCGAAGGAGGGACACCAAAGAAAAAAACAAAUGCCUUCUGCAAUAACUUGCCUUUGUCAGGGUGGAGCAGUAAGUAGAAUGUUUUGAUGGCAAACUUCAAAUCUUCAAAACAGAAAAUGUAUUAAAAUUAUGAAGGAUAAUGCAUUUGCAAAUUAAAGAUGUAGUAUAGCUGUGUAUCUUUACCUGUAGGGGCUUAACAAUAGUAAAGCUGUUCACAACGAACCAGACGUUUGUAAUUUGAUGAGCAUGUUUCCUUUACUCAGGUCUGCUGACACAGUCCAUACAUUUUGUAAAUGAAACAAGUUUGAUUUCUGUGUUUUAAACUCAUAAACCCAUUGAUUCUGGAUGUUUUUUGGACAAGUCUACUCUUUUCUAAGAGAUUUUCAAACACCUGUGAUGGAAAAAUUAUGUAUUCACCUUAUUUGUUGGAUAUAUAACAAUUAUUUCCCUAAACAGUGAGAUAUCUGUCCUGCUGAUGCUGAGUUUUAUGGUGUCCACUCUAGCUUUCUUGUGAUAAAACCUACAGCUGGCAUUCCAGUGACAGGAUGUGGGGUGGUUGUAACUGGGAUAGAGAGGAGUGGAACAAAGGCCUCAAUGGUUCUUAGACAUCCUGACCUGGGAAAUUAGGCCAGGGUCGGGGGUUAAGAUAACGCCAGGGGCAGAUAAAGACAGAAUGAGCCCAAAGUGGCUUACGGUGCCCCCCAGUCUAUAUGGGAGGGGUGGAACCAAGCAUUUUGGGUAUUAGCUAUAUGAACUGUGCAUGAUUCAGACUCUCAGCCAGUAAAGACUGGUGUGCUGACUGUCUCAUUAUUGCAAUAAUUAAUCAAUAUUAAAUUAAGAUGAUUGUUUGAAGAAAUGACCAAGUCUCUCUCAGGACUGAAUUUCCACAACACAAUGUCAGAAAUGACAUUUUUUGGGAUAAAAAUCAUCUUUAUUGACAUUAAACUGAAUCAAUGACUC
Salvelinus namaycush (lake trout) is the source of this 4272-nucleotide messenger RNA. RefSeq names its product protein mono-ADP-ribosyltransferase PARP12-like. Gene Ontology annotation, molecular function: metal ion binding; NAD+ poly-ADP-ribosyltransferase activity. The record is from RefSeq and is a predicted model, not a curated record. The coding region runs from base 338 to 3358 and encodes 1006 amino acids. The transcript is spliced from 12 exons. NCBI's taxonomy places the organism in Eukaryota, Metazoa, Chordata, Actinopteri, Salmoniformes, Salmonidae.